UUAUGCCUUGCCUCCCACAGAGCGAUUGGCAUCAUUUUUGGAGAUAUCGGCACCUCGCCGCUGUAUACCUUUGCAAACGUCUUUCAGAAACCGCCGAGCAAUGAGGAGGUCUUGGCAGGGAUGAGCCUCAUCUUCUGGACCCUCACACUUGUGGGUCUCAUCAAGUAUGUCUUUAUCGUACUUCGCGCAGAUGAUCAAGGCGAAGGUGGAACCUUUGCAUUGUAUGCGCGCCUUGCCCGUGUGGCUCGGCUGCCGACUCCCACAGCCACAGAGCAGGAGUAUGACACCAACCUGGCCAGAUUUGGGACCAAGAUCGAGGGGGGCGUGAAGCCAAGCAUAGCCACACAUCGCGUGGUUUUGGUGCUUGUGCUGAUCGCAACAUGCAUGCUCAUCGGAGACGGCUGCCUGACGCCGUCCAUAUCUGUUGUGUCCUCCAUCUCGGGCCUCAAGCAGAUCUCUUCGAUCGGCAACAAUGCUGUGAUCGGCAUUUCUUGCGCGGUGCUGGUGCUGCUGUAUGUGUUCCAGCGCCUGGGCACAAGCAAGCUUGGGGUUGUCUUUGCCCCCGUCAUCCUGCUCUGGUUCUUUUCAAACUUCUGCAUCGGUAUCUACAACAUCGUUGUCUGGUAUCCAGGCAUCUUCAAGGCGCUUUCUCCGCACUACAUGAUCUUCUACUGGCGCGACGAGGACAAACUCAGCUGGGAAGUUCUCAGUGGGGUCUUGCUGUGCAUCACUGGAGUGGAGGCCAUGUAUGCUGACCUGGGCCAUUUCUCCCGCCAGGCUGUGCAGCUGAGCUACUGCUGCAUUGUGUACCCAGCGGUGCUCAUCACCUAUCUGGGACAGGCAGCUUUUCUCAUGAACAGACCUGAGAGCGUGGCAGACACUUUCUAUGACGCCAUCCCAGACCCGGUCUACUGGCCCAUGUUUGUCAUCUCCAUCCUCGCCGCCAUUGUUGCCAGCCAGGCCAUAAUAUCGGGGACCUUCUCGAUCAUCCGCCAGAGCCUGAUGCUGGGCUGCUUCCCGCGCGUGAAGAUUGUGCACACUUCUGGGAUUGUGGAGGGCCAGAUCUACAUCCCAGAAGCCAACUGGACGCUCAUGGUCCUAACCAUCAUUGUUGUGGCCGGCUUCAGAGAUUCCCUGGCCAUCUCCAACGCCUAUGGAGUGGCGGUGACAUUUGUCAUGUUGAUAACCACUAUCUUGAUGACACUGGGCCUGCUGGUCAUCUGGAAGCACAACAUUCUUACAGCCCUCGCAUUCUUUGUCAUCUUUGGCCUGAUCGACGUCUCCUUCCUAUCAGCUGCCCUCAAUAAGUUCUUACAUGGGGGCUGGUUCCCCAUCGCACUGUCAGGCAUUUUGUUCACGGUCAGUGUGCUGUGGUACUGGGGCACAAAGAGGAAGGUGGAUGCGCUGGACUCCAAGAAAGGGAUCGCGCGCACGGUGGCGCUGAAGGACGGGGGCAAAAUUGCACGCGUACCAGGGGUUGCCAUGGUAUAUACAAAUACCUACACAGGCAUCCCCGCCGCCUUCACCAACCUGCUCUCCAAUGUGCCAGCGCUGCACGAGGUGGUUGUCUUCAUCACUGUCAGAUAUGUGCCCAUUCCCAAGGUGUCCUUGGGCGAGCGGCUGCUGUUCAUGCCGCUGCCUGUGCCUGGCUUGUACCGCUGUGUCGCUCGCUACGGGUACACGGACCCCAUAGACGAGGAUGGCGAGUUCACCAAGGCUGUUCUCAACAAGAUAGCCAAGCACUCCAAGCCAGAGUUGGCGGCAAAAUUGAUCGUCCUGCCUGGCAAGGCCAUCGAGGCAAAUAUGAAGCUGGUGUAUGUCAUGGGCCGCACAAUGACCCACCCCAAGCCCGGCACAGGCAUGAUCCGCCAAUUUUUCCUGGAGCACACCUACAACUUUCUGCGCCGCAACAGCCGCACUGCCUCCGGCGCCUUCAAUGUGCCCAGGGAUCGCCUCGUGGAGGUCGGAGUUGUGGUGGAGAUCUGAUGCUGAUCUGGUGGACACCGGUACUUUGGAGGUCUGUUGGAGAUCUGAUUGGGGCACCGCACAGCAGUCCUAUGAUGUGCCUCUUUAAACAUAUGGGCGUGAGUGCUAGCAUUAGGGGCUGCGUGUGAUGUGCUGUUUGAUGCGCUGCAACAGCGGUGUCUUGAAGGAUUGUGGGCGUGAGUGCUGCAAUGAAGGGGCAGCAUGCAAAGUUGAU
Coccomyxa subellipsoidea C-169 is the source of this 2200-nucleotide messenger RNA. RefSeq names its product potassium transporter. NCBI's taxonomy places the organism in Eukaryota, Viridiplantae, Chlorophyta, Trebouxiophyceae, Coccomyxaceae. The transcript is spliced from 14 exons. Gene Ontology annotation, biological process: potassium ion transmembrane transport. Bases 121 to 1986 code for a protein of 621 amino acids. Gene Ontology annotation, molecular function: potassium ion transmembrane transporter activity. Gene Ontology annotation, cellular component: membrane. The record is from RefSeq and is a predicted model, not a curated record.